This is a messenger RNA of Prosopis cineraria, 2882 nucleotides long. RefSeq names its product proline-rich receptor-like protein kinase PERK8. Gene Ontology annotation, biological process: protein phosphorylation. The record is from RefSeq and is a predicted model, not a curated record. Lineage: Eukaryota; Viridiplantae; Streptophyta; Magnoliopsida; Fabales; Fabaceae. The transcript is spliced from 11 exons. Gene Ontology annotation, molecular function: protein kinase activity; ATP binding. The coding region runs from base 523 to 2370 and encodes 615 amino acids.
UCGGUCAGACCUGUUCAAUUAACGCUCCUUGAUGAAAGUUCAGUUCAGACUUACAGAAUUCAGAGGCGGUGGAGCGUUUAACGCGACAUCAAAUUAAAGAAACAGAGAGGUGUUGAUGGGAGCUUGCGCGGGAGCAACGGUUGAUUGAAAACGAAUCGUUCAAUGUUGAGAAUUGAAAAAUAAGAGAAUCUGGGAUCUCUGGGAGCAUGUCCGCUCUCGAAACCAUCCCUGUCUUCGAGUUCCUCGUACUCUUCCUAUUAUCACUGUUGAAGACGGCAAAUCUCCCGCCAUUUUUUCCUCUUUUAAAAGAAUAUUCCGCGGAAUAUUAUUCUUGUAUCAGUCGAACUUUGUCGUCGGUAUAGCAAUUCGGAUAAGGGAUGUGGAAGCUUCUUUGCUAAUCCACAACACCUCAACUCGUAUCAAAAUAUAAGCUUCAAACUUGGUCCUCAUCAAAGGUGCGAGACCAAAAUAAUUUGGAGCAAAUAUGCUUUUGCUUUGAAGACUCCUUUUUUGGUUCGCUCAAUGGGGAGCCCUCCUUCAACCUCAUAUGUCAUCCUUGCAUGCGAUGCCACCAAAGAUAGCAGUGAGCAUGAGAUCAAGUCCAUUCUUGAUCACGUACGAAGUACCCAUGGCAUUCUACAAGCAGGUUACAGAUUGCUCGUGCUCGGCGUCUUGCAUAAGGUGCCACACCCCAUGGGGUAUCAGACACUACCAUGCCCCGAGUCUUUUGCUGGCACAAACUUUCGUGCAAUGGAUGAAGCAGUUGGCAAGAAACUUUAUUCAUAUGCAAAUAUGCUUGCGCCGAUUUAUGAAGAUUGGGAAAAUGCAGGCGUAUUGAACUUUAAUAUCAGCAUUGAAGUCAAAGUUACAGCGGGUUUUCCAAUCAGACAGGUUAUAAUGCAAGAGGUUGCAUGCUAUAAUGCAGUUUGGAUUGUACUCGAUAGGCACCUUCGACGGGACUCAAGAUUUCUUAACAGGAUACCAUGCAAGGUUGCAUUGAUUAAGGAUGACUUAUUUGUGGAUAUCUGGAGAUCUCAUCAAUCACUUGAAACAGAUGUCACAGAAAACAAGCUUGCUUAUUCUUUGUCUAAAUUUGUUUCUCUAUCGGAUUGUCAAAGUAUUGCAGACAUUGGGCAUUCUAUCUCCUCUUUCAAAAGCUGUCCCUUAUCCAUGGUUUUUUCUGACAACACAGACACAUUUAGGAACAGUACAAAGCACUCAUUUGCAUCACAUGAACAUCUCUUCCCAUCAGAUCCUGGGUCGUCUUCUAAAUCAGGUCUAAGCAUCAAGGGAGAAUAUAAACAUCCCCUUACUUCUCAGAUUUUCCAAAAGCAAAGCAAAUAUGGCUUUAUACCAAGAUCAUCAGAUGCACCAAUUCUUUGUGCUGGUUGUGGGAUGAGGACUGAAUUGUAUGCUAAGGAAUCGAUGGGGUUCAGCUAUUCUGACAUACUGAUUGCAACAAAUGAUUUUUCAAAGGAUAACUUACUGGGUGAAGGUGGUUAUGGUCACGUAUACAAGGGUAUCCUUAGAGAUGGACAGCAAAUUGCUGCAAAGGUAAGAAAAGAAGAAAGCAGCCAGGGCUUUUCUGAAUUUCAUUCUGAGGUUUAUGUCUUGAGUUUUGCUCGGCACAAGAAUAUAGUGAUGCUGCUGGGUUACUGUUGCAAAGAAAGGCAAAAUAUUUUGGUAUAUGAAUAUAUUUGCAACAAGUCACUUGACUGGCAUUUAUUUGAAUCUGAGAAUCCAGGAAACAAAUUUGCAGACAAAGAUGCUGAAGUUCUCAAGUGGCCCCAAAGAUAUGCUAUUGCUAUUGGAACUGCAAAAGGAUUGCGCUUUCUCCAUGAAGAAUGCCGCGGGGGGCCCAUUAUUCAUCGGGAUAUGCGGCCAAGCAAUAUACUUCUUACUCAUGAUUUUGUUCCCAUGCUAGGUGACUUUGGGCUUGCCAAAUGGAAGACUGGUGGCGAUGAGACUAUGCAAACAAGGAUAAUGGGCACAUCAGGAUACCUUGCUCCUGAGUAUGCUGAAGAGGGCGUUGUUUCUGUGGGGACAGAUGUGUAUGCUUAUGGUGUUGUUCUGUUACAACUAAUAUCAGGACGCAAGGUGGGCAUGUCCAGUAAUCCUGAACAACCAUCUCUCAGACAAUGGGCCGAGAUAUUGAUUGAGAAGUUGGCUUUACCAGAACUCAUUGACCCACGACUUGGGGAGUCAUAUGACACGUAUGAACUACACCUUAUGGCAAAAGCAGCAUACUUCUGUGUGCAAAGAAAGCCUGAGAUGCGACCAUCAAUGGCAGAGGUUGUUCGCCUUCUUGAAGGAGAAAAUAACCACUUCCAUGCCCUGGCAGAUCAGUUCGUGCCUAAUUACCAUCACUGAAGAAAAGUUGGACCAGACAACAGUGGUCACUGCUAGUUGAUGAUAGCUAGAGAAAGAAUAAUGACAGUUGUGGAAAAUCAAUUAUUAGGAGAUUCUGAAGAUGGGGACAGAAUAUGGAUUUGUUGGCUGAACCAUUAAAAGUGUGGUAGCCUCUUCCCUUUUAUCCCGUCCUCCCCUUUAUUACAGUUAAUCAAGGUUCGCAAAUGAGAUUGAGAUCCUUAUAUGCGGUUUGUUUCAUUGAAUAAUUGCAUUUGCUGAUACCAAAUCAAUAUCAAUACCAUUUCCAUCCAGAAAAACAGUGUUGACAUGACAAGAUACACAAGCACUGCUACAGGGUUUUUAUGUGGUAAGCUAUUGUUAGGAUUAUGGAACGAACUGAACUUUGGACGCUGGCUGGAUAUUGGAAAGUCUUAGCUUCCCAAAUGUGGGGAGCAAGAGAGAUUGAAAUCCAUGUCAUGUGAUAGCUCCACUUUUGCUUUCCCCAGCUACUACACAGUGCUUUUUCAGUUUUC